AUGGCGAGCCAGCAACAGGCGAACUUGAAAAGGCAGCAGGUUAUGUUCCUGAUAGAGCUUCAGCUCCAGUACUCCAACUUCAAGAACACCCUGCAGCAACUUGCGCAGAAGAUCGGGGAUAUUGAACAAGAGGCAGAGGAGCAUAAGCUCGUUCUAGAAACUCUCGAACCCCUUCCCAAGGACCGCAAAUGUUUUCGCAUGGUCAACGGAGUGCUGGUCGAGCGCACUAUUCAGGAUGUGAUUCCAGCCCUCAAAACGAAUGCUGAAGGACUCAAGCAAGUGCUCGAUGAGUUAGUCAAGCAGUACAAGGCUAAGCAAACUGAGAUGGAUGAGUGGAAGGGCCGCAGAGUAGAAAUCCUUGCCGAGCUGUGGUUACCUUUCCCAAGAUUUUCGACUUUUGUCUCUCCCAUAUUGCACACAUUCGGAGAUAGGUCUACCUGA
Rasamsonia emersonii CBS 393.64 is the source of this 441-nucleotide messenger RNA. RefSeq lists its product as uncharacterized. The transcript is spliced from 5 exons. Gene Ontology annotation, cellular component: cytoplasm; prefoldin complex. The record is from RefSeq and is a predicted model, not a curated record. The coding region runs from base 1 to 441 and encodes 146 amino acids. Gene Ontology annotation, biological process: protein folding. Lineage: Eukaryota; Fungi; Ascomycota; Eurotiomycetes; Eurotiales; Trichocomaceae. Gene Ontology annotation, molecular function: protein folding chaperone.